Molecule: messenger RNA, 994 nt
Organism: Vitrella brassicaformis
Lineage: Eukaryota; Vitrellaceae
Source: the annotation of a GenBank genome assembly
CAUAUGCGUCACACAGCCGCAGGCAAGUCAUGUAGUCAAUGCACGCCAAGAUGUAAGGCAGCUGGCAACCAGGCGUGCCCACUGCGCUCAUCAUUUUGGUACGCCUCAGCAGACUGAUGCGUCCCAAGACGACGAGAGCAGUAGGGAAGCCAUGGCACGCCAUAUGCCGUUCCAAUGCGAUUCACAUCUUCCUGCUGCACGCACAACUGUGGGUGUCCGCUGACACUGAAACCAUAUACACACGUGUUUCUUUCCCUCUCUGUCUGUCUGCCUGUCUGGACGAAGGAGCGUUCACUCUGCAGUGCCCGACAGGGGGAAACAGCACACGCUGAGGGAGCGUUCUCCCACGGACGACACUCAUUCACGCAAAAACUGUCUGCACACACCCGUUCGUACGGCCCUGCCUUACCCUGCCCCGCCCGCAUCGACAGUCAUCGGCCGUCACUUCUGUUUGGCCUUGUCCCUCUUCCGGAAGGACUCCUUGAUCAUCAGAUACCCAUACAGCAUCGCCACAAGACCUGCACGCACACACACACACACACACAAGCACAAGCACACACGCACACAGAGGCAGACAAGUGCCCAGGACCCACAUACACACUCCGACACCGAUACUUGUCGUGUGUAUGUGCAUGUGUGUGAUUGCCUGGCUGCCUACCCAUGAGUGUGACGCCUGCAAACACGGGCAGUAUGAUGGCGUACUCGCGGGGCGGGAACAGCCGCUGGAUGGGGUUGUCGGACUCCAGGAAAGGCUGAAACCGGCCGACACAAAGGACACGCAUCCACAGGCAAGUGCCAUGGCCGUGCGUCUGUGCAUCUGUAUGUCUGCCUCCGCCAUGCUGUGUACGGCGCCUCUCUCCACUGUCUGUCUGCUGUGUGCCGUGGAUCCUCAUGUCACUCACCGUGAUGAUGGUCCACAGCGUGUAAUACACAAAUAUCGCGCCAGAGAGCACCAAAAGCGCCGCUCCAACCACCUUUGUCGGCCGCAUCUCUC